GGAGAUGAUUAGACAGACAGACAGACAGACAGAUAGGCUAAGAGAAAGACAUCAUGGACCUUGGUAUGCUGCUCCUGCUGGUACUCAGCAGUGCGGUCUGCCACAGCGCGGAGUCGACGUAUUAUGGCGGGACUGUGCGCUGUACAGUACCGGGAUACAUGCCCCCAGACUCGAAAUGGACAGGGGAGGUACAAUUCCACUACCGUGAGAAUGGCCGGGACAGGUGUGAACAGCAGUUCUCCUGGGAGUGCACCAGCGGCUACUGUAAUGGCAGUGCCAACCGACAAGGACCUGUCGUGCAGACCACCGACAAGGACCAGUCCGGCCAAAACCUCUGGUGCCAGUCGGAGGGACACUUCACUAGAAACUUCACUAGGGACCAGAAAACCCAAUCCUACACCCUGAGUGACUCAGGUUGCUGUUGGGGCUCCAAUGUCAAUGGAAAGACCAACUGGACAAUACACACCGAGGUGGAUUUGGGGUUACGGGUCAGCCCGGGGCCUCCAACCCAAAACACACCUCCUGUCACAGCAACUGUCCCAACCCUGCGAGUUCCUCAGAACUGCUUUUCCACUCUUCCUCUCUUGGCCUAUGACCCGGAUGGAGAUGACGUGAGGUGCCACUUCCCUGUGAACGUCGCACACCCCAACAUUACACUUGACAGGGUCCAGUGCACUCUGCAUGCCACGGGCCUGUUGGCUGUAGGGCUGCAUGUAUUUGAGGUGCUGCUGCAGGACCACCCCACUGUAGACGUCAACAUGACGGGAUAUAAAUCUAAUUAUACCAGAAAGGCCCUGAACGAGUCCUAUGCCAGUAACCCGACUCCGACCCCGUUCAGCCGCGUGCCCUUGCAGUUUGCCGUGGAGAUCCAGCCAGCUCUAUCCAACUGUCUCCCUGGCUACAUACGACCACAGUUCUUCACUCCAACACCUUCACAUGGGGAUGUCCAUCAUGCCGCUGUGGGUCACCUGUACCAACUCGAAGCCCGAGUAAAAACCGCCCAUGCCAAGACAUUUGACUUCCAGGUCAGCGGUCCUUCCAACAUGACCAAGAAGAUCAGGGAUGAGGGCUUUGGGGUCACGAGGCUCUUCCUGGGUUGGAUCCCGCAGGAAAGACACCUGAGACAAAACAUUCCCAUCUGUUUCACUGCCGAGACAAAGGAGAGCCAGUCAGAGAUGAGAUGUGUGGUUGUGGUGGUGGCCAAAGCCCUCGCACUUACAGGUGAGGCGAAUGUUUCAUGCACAGAGAAUAGGAUCAGCAUCGCCGUGAGCAAGGCCUAUCUGCCUGGGGUGGACAUGAAGUGGCUGCGGCUAGCCGACUCAUCCUGCUCCCUAACCUCCAACCAAACACACAUCAUGGGCACCAUGUCACUCAAAACCUGUGGCACAAAGAUGGAGGAUGCAGGUGACUUCAUGGUGUUCAAAAACGAAAUAAACUCCUUCGACGCGGUCAACGCGACCAUCACGCGACGUAACCGGAUCAACAUCGGCUUCUCCUGCCGGUAUCCCAAGACCGUCAGCAUUUCCAACUAUUACCAGAUCCACAGCUCCAACUACAUGUUCACAGAGUCCAACUUUGGUAGCUUCGGCUACACCUUUGAGGUCUUCAAGGACAGUAAGUUCACCCAGAAGGUGGAUCCCAGUGCUUACCCAGUGAAGGUGAAGCUAAUGGACAGGCUGUACAUGGGCAUCCAGGCCCAGGCCGAUCUGCCCAAGGUACAGCUAUUGGUGGAGUCUUGCAAAGCCACUCCGGAUGACAGCGCCAGCAGCAGUCUCUUCUACGACCUCAUCGAAGACGGGUGUCUAAAGGACGAGACAGUCAAGGUUUAUCCCGGGAACCGAACCCAAUUCUACUUUGAGGUCCAGGCCUUCAAAUUCACUGGGAGCUACGACCAGGUGUUCCUCACCUGUACCGUCAUCCUGUGUGAGGUAGGAAACCCCAACUCUAGGUGUGACCAGGGCUGCCUGAACAAAGCCUCGCGGAGGCGCAGGCGAGAUCUCCCCAACGGAGAGACAGACAGGCACUACAUUACCCAGGGUCCUUUCCGUGUGGUCAGAGAGACCCAGCCCAGUGCAGACCAGAAGACAGGUGCAGGUGAAAAGACAGGUGCAGCUCCUGUUGUAGAUGUGGAAGCUACAUAUUUUCUCAGAUCGGACAUGGGAACCAUAGUCUUCGCCGGGCUGUUCAUCAUGACCUUGAUUCUGCUGACAGUGGUCGUGGUCUAUUUUCUGAAGAAGAGCAGAGCUGAAGAACACGAGGCUCUCAUUGCAUAUGAUUAGAGAAAUGUAUGUAACUGGAUUUGUGCCUGACCAGGGUCACUUCUGGUUUCCCAAAAGUAAAGCACACCUUUCUUUUAGUUUUACUUUAAACAACAAAUUAACACUAGUUUACAUACUGAAUACGGUAACAUUAACUACACAAAUUAACACUAGUUUACAUACUGAAUACGGUAACAUUACUACACAAAUUAACACUAGUUUACAUACUGAAUACGGUAACAUUACUACACAAAUUAACACUAGUUUACAUACUGAAUACGGUAACAUUACUACACAAAUUAACACUAGUUUACAUACUGAAUACGGUAACAUUACUACACAAAUUAACACUAGUUUACAUACUGAAUACAGUAACAUUACUACACAAAUUAACACUAGUUUACAUACUGAAUACGGUAACAUUAACUACACAAAUUAACACUAGUUUACAUACUGAAUACGGUAACAUUAACUACACAAAUGAACACUAGUUUACAUACUGAAUACAGUAACAUUACUACACAAAUUAACACUAGUUUACAUACUGAAUACAGUAACAUUACUACACAAAUUAACACUAGUUUACAUACUGAAUACGGUAACAUUACUACACAAAUUAACACUAGUUUACAUACUGAAUACGGUAACAUUACUACACAAAUUAACACUAGUUUACACACUGAAUACGGUAACAUUACUACACAAAUUAACACUAGUUUACAUACUGAAUACGGUAACAUUACUACACAAAUGAACACUAGUUUACAUACUGAAUACGGUAACAUUAACUACACAAAUUAACACUAGUUUACAUACUGAAUACGGUAACAUUACUACACAAAUGUAGUUGGUUCAUUCUUAUUCACUUUUCUGUGAUAUAGACAUUUGGAUCAACUGUUUGAUACUCCUGACUCAAGAAAGUGGAAGAAAUGGGUUGUUGUUGAGAAUCCUGUUAUGCAAAUAAGUCUGUAUUGAUUAAAUACAUUUUAGGCAAAAGUACUCUUUUAUACUGUUCUCUGCCUCACCACUCAUUCAAACAUGAUUUAUUGCUUUAAAGGGGCAAUCAUUUUAUGACUAAUAAAUGUAUGAUAUUUGUUGAUUCUUGAAUAUUUAUAAAUUCCUCAUGAGUUUAGUUCAAGUGUUGUACCCCCAUCAGAACCCAAAAUAUAUGCUUGUUUUACUUCAA
Messenger RNA from Oncorhynchus kisutch (coho salmon), 3444 nucleotides. RefSeq lists its product as uncharacterized. Bases 54 to 2279 code for a protein of 741 amino acids. The record is from RefSeq and is a predicted model, not a curated record. The transcript is spliced from 13 exons. NCBI's taxonomy places the organism in Eukaryota, Metazoa, Chordata, Actinopteri, Salmoniformes, Salmonidae.